Molecule: messenger RNA, 1521 nt
Organism: Arabis nemorensis
Lineage: Eukaryota; Viridiplantae; Streptophyta; Magnoliopsida; Brassicales; Brassicaceae
Source: the annotation of a GenBank genome assembly
AUGGAUAUCAUUUCAGGACAAGCUCUGUUCCUCCUCUUUUGCUCUAUCUUGUCAUGUUUGCUUAUCUUCACCACUGCAAAAUCACGAUACAGAUCCGGGCUACCUCCUGGACCUCCACGGUUACCGAUCAUCGGAAAUAUUCACCAAGUCGGCAAAAACCCGCAUCAGUCAUUCGCCGACCUCUCGAAAACAUAUGGGCCAGUCAUGAGUCUUAAACUUGGGUGUUUAAACUCAGUGGUCAUAGCUUCACCAGAAGCUGCAAGAGAGGUUUUAAGAACACACGACCAAAUUUUGUCCGUCCGUAAGUUCAAUAGCUCGAUACGAUCCAUCAAUCACCACAAGUAUUCCGUCUCCUGGCUUCCUCCGUCAUCGGAUCGUUGGAGACUGUUGAGAAAAUUGUCGGUGACUCACCUGUUCUCGGCACAGCGUAUAGAAGCCACUAGAGCUCUGCGAAUGCAGAAGGUGCAAGAGCUUGUGAGCUUCAUGAAUGAAAGCAGCGAGAGAGAAGAAGCUGUUGAUAUUUCUCGUGCAUCUUUCAUCACAGUUCUUAAUAUCAUAUCGAACAUUCUGUUUUCGGUCGAUAUCGUUAGCUAUGAUUCGGUUAAGUCCAGUGUGUUUAAAGACUUGAUGAUUUCAGGCAUGGAAGCUGCUGGGGACCCAGACCUUGCUAACUUCUUCCCGUUUCUAGAGUUUCUUGAUCUGCAAGGUAAUAGGAAGAAGAUGAAAGCUUUUGCAGAGGGGUUGUUUAAGGUUUUCCUAGAGUUUAUCGAUGCUAAAACUGCGGAAAAAUCAUUGCGGAAUAACAUUAAAGAUGUCUCGGGCAGAGAUUUCGUGGAUACGAUUCUCGAUCUCACCUUAGGGGGUGGAUCAGAGCUCGACAUAAACGAUAUUAAACACCUUCUCUUGGAUAUGUUCACGGCAGGCACGGAUACUAGCUCUAGUACCGCGGAAUGGGCAAUGGCAGAGUUACUUCGAAACCCUAAAACAAUGGCAAAAGCUCAGGCCGAGAUCGAUCGUGUGGUAGGCCAAAACGGCGUCGUUCAAGAGUCUGACAUAUCAGGAAUGCCGUAUUUACAAGCGGUUGUGAAAGAAACUUUCCGUUUGCAUCCAGCUGCUCCGCUUCUCAUCCCGCGAAAAGCGGAGACCGAUGUAGAGAUUCUUGGAUUCCUUGUGCGUCAAGACACUCAGGUUUUGGUGAACGUUUGGGCUAUAGGACGAGACCCGAGUACCUGGGAGAAUCCGUUGCGGUUUGAGCCAGAGAGGUUUUUAGGGAAAGAGAUUGAUGUGAAAGGUAGAGAUUAUGAGCUUAUACCGUUUGGAGCCGGACGCAGAGUAUGCCCGGGAAUGCCUUUGGCUUUGAAGACAAUCUCUCUUAUGCUUGCUUCUCUUCUUUAUUCCUUUGACUGGAAGCUUCCAAAUGGUGUCGUUCCGGAGGACUUGGACAUGGACGAGACCUUUGGUAUUACCUUGCACAAGACUAAUCCGUUGUAUGCCAUUCCUGUCAAGAAAAUGCGCCAUUAA